CGAGUGGUUUUGUGAUUGAUGUGUUUUAAUUAGACUAAUUUUAUCCGAAAUAGUCUAUUCAGCUGUUAGGGUAUGCUGUGUUUUGAUCGUUUUUGCGUUCCAAUUAUUUCGUUUGUAUCAGAGCUGGUCAGGACUGUACUUAGACUAAUUAGUUAUCCAAAAUAGUCUAUUUAGCUGUUGGGGUAUAUGAUAUAAUAUUAAUCCUGAAUGCCAAUAUCGUAAAGUAUGUGGGAAAAUACCCAAAUACAAUGUAUGCAAUGCCAUAAUGGGUUAAGUCUCAAGAUGCCUCAUUUAAAUUAUAGCCAGACUGUCGAGUCAUUGAUCCUACCACUUUACUAUAAAUGGCGAUUCUUUCCUAAUAUACUCAAUCCAACACGUUUCUGUAUCAUAUGUUAGCAACUUAUAGUCUUAUACCGCUGCAGUAUAGACUGGACGAGCAAACAACCAGUGCAACUGAGCAUUGUAAAUAAAGACAAACUUGUUAAACAACCGUGGUAAGUCCAGUUCUCUUUUCUAUAUUUUUAUGUAUGGGAGUUUAACCAACAGUCAUUUUAAUCCACACUUCAACUGACAUGAAAGGCAAAAUGAUAAAUUCAAUAUCGUUGCCAGAGAUUUGCCAGGCGGAAAACGAAUUCGUAUAAUAAAUAUGAGAGCCCAACAUAUAACUUUUAACAAAGCCAUUACUCUCAUAUUUAUUAUACAAAAUGAUAAAUAUUGGCCGAUACAAUAAUAUAUAUCUAUAUAUUUUUGCUCACUAUCUAGUCUAUCUCGGAGUUCAUAUAGGGCUUAAUUCCGGACUGCUAAAUUGACAUAUAUGUAACCAGUACUAGCUUUAAUCCUUUAUGCAGCACUGGCAUAAACAUGUAUGGUAUUCGGCCACUCCUUUAAUUAAAUGUAACGAUUGACGAUUAGAAUUAUUUGGCGUUAAACAGUUCUCAGUUUAUCGAGUUUCUAACCAUUGACUGAUGUCAAUGUAAAGGCAGCACUUUCUCUUCAAGCAUUUUAAGACUUUGAGUAUACUAAGAAUUGAACCUGGGUCUCCCAGAUUUAAAGGCAAGCAUGGUCACCACGACACCAUCCACAAGUGCUGGUAUGCGAGUUAUCUAGUAAAAUUGGCAUACAGUCCAACAUGGCGCAUUAGGCAUGGCAUAUAUAUGAAUUAAUUUGUUCCACUCGGUGGUUCCACUACAUGAGAACUUAAAUUAGCUUUUCUCGCGUGGGCCAAUAUCCACCAUUUUUUUUUUUGGGGGGGGGGGGUACUGUCUUCGCUCGACAAAGAAUCUACAGGCUAUUAAAAGAAUGUGAAAAGCGACUUUUCAAAGUUGUAACUGUACAUUUACCAUUAUACACAUCACUACAGUGGUAAAAUGUCCUAUUUCGCAGUACUUACUCUCUCUUGGAAGAGGCAGCACCCCAAAAGGGCGGAUAAACUGAGCGUGGGAAUUAAGAGCUAAUCGAUUUCAUUGCAGAUUCAAUAUGGGUGAAGUUGGUAAAGGAUUGGCAUAUGUUAAAUCCCUUGGUGGUCUUCUAAAGAUGGUUGAACUGGUAGGAUUGUUUGUAUUCUCUGUUGUCAAGUGUUAACUAACUCCAUUGUGGCCAACAAUUCCGACAAAAUGUUUUUAUAUGUUGGUCAAUUUCUGGAAAUAAGUUAUAAGGCCUGGCUCCAUGUUCCGCCGCCACUGAUAUUGUUCGUAACAGACUGACGUAAUAUUUUUUGUGUGUGUUUUGAUGUUAUGCACUCAGGUGAAUAUGUUUUUUACUCUGAGUGUAUACCCACACUGGGCAGGCUGAAAAAUUACCAUGCCCACGGUGGGAAUCGGACCCACGACCUUUGGGAUACUAUAGAGGGCCCCCUAUACCUCUUCACAAUAUGCUUUCACGUAAAAUAUUUUGCCUUUUCACGAGUCACGAAAAAUUGAAAAAAUUCCUUCACGUUCACGGAAAAAUUGAAGCGAUCACGAUUCACGUAAAUAAAACAAAAUUCACGAAUUAUUAUAUGGAUGUCUUCCUUAAUUGUAGAAUCAUUGUACUCGUCUGUACUUACCUCGACAUGCUUUCAAACCUCCAACUAUGUCGAAAACAGGCUUCUGUACAUCAAGUACUUCAAAAAACAGCAACAAACCGUAUUUAUUCCUUGGAAAGCUGAUCACACAAAAGGUCACAAAACAGAAGAUUCACGAAUCACGAAUAUUUCUAUCUGCCAUUCACGGGUCACGGUUAAAUCGAAUCUUUCCUUCACGUGCACGUAAAAAGAUUGGAAGUCAUAUACCAUCACGAAUCAUGCACGGAUUAAGAAAAUCAUCGAUCACGUUUCACGGCUAAGUAAAAUAAGCCCAUCACGCUUCACGCAAAAAGUAUAGGGGGCCCUCACUAUAGUCCGAUGCUCUGCCAACUGAGCUAGAGGUCAAGUCUGUUCGAGUGUGUGGUAUUUCGGAACUAAGUCUAGUACCUUCGAUACCAAUGUUUUCUAUGAUCAUGCAUAAUAUUUUUUGUGUGUGUUUUGAUGUUAUGUACAUCUGUGUGAACUACACACUCCAACAUAUGAUACGAGUUUUGUUUUCUCUAUAAAGGUUUUCUUAGCGAUCGCUGCUGGUGCGGUGGGCUACUUCUAUAAAGAAGGAUCGGACGGUGACUACGAGAAGAAAGAUAGAAUAAAAUUCUUUCUGGCAGCUGUUGGAAUAGCGGCUGUAGUUGUGAUCGUUUUCUUUAUGAUAUUUCUUACUGGAAUCCACAAGAAAGUCAAGAUUGUGUGGACGAAAACGGUAAUAUAACUAACUUUAUUUCUACUGGAUAGCUCUCCUUUGAUUAUUCCUAGAGCUCCAAUAUGAUAGUAAGAACCAUUCCUUACUGAUCCAGUGGUAAUUACAUCAGGAGAAAAGCUAAACUAACUUUAUUUCUACUGGAUAGCUCCUUCGGUUAUUCAUAUAGAGCUCUAAAAAACAGUCGCUAAUAAUGGGAAACUAAUUUUACUGGCUUUGUUUACCAACAACAAUCAAUAGUUUUUACCCGUGAAGUAAAACUGUGAUAAUAUCGGCAGUUUUUCGUCACGUCCGCGUCGUAGAUUUGGUGUAUCUUAAGCUCCCUAUUGCUUAUUUGAUGGACCACAAGGGAUGGCUCUUACUGGACCUCUGGGGGAAAGCAGUUUAGAACUGAAAGCAAAGAUCUCGUACCCAGAUGCCCGUUCGCAGGUUGAGUGCUGGGUUGCAUACAACCUCGUUCUCAGGGUCUUGUAGCGUUGGAACGAGGUUGUGAUCCUUACUGGGCCUCUAGAACUGAGAAUAGUUUAAAACUUAUUGAGCAACUAACAUAUAAUAAUUUGUUCUAUAUAUUCUAUCUUUGUUAGGCAACUGGCGUAUUUUUCCUGAUGGGAAUUCUCUUGCUGGUCGCAUCAGCAAUGUUAGCAGAAGCUUAUAAAUCUUACAAAGAUGAUAACUUUUGCGAUCUUUUGGAUUUAGGUGGGACAAAAUCUCAGUGUAAACAACUCCUUAUUGGAGUGGUAAGUGCCACAAUACUUAUUGGAGAGGUUCAGAUUUGAUUUCCACUACCGCUACCAUUAAGGGACCAUAAACCAAUCAGAUGCGUUUGAUAUAUCCGAUCACCCAAUCAGAUGUGUAUUGAGCCUGUAAGAGGUACUUGGUAGCCAGGGCCGUAGCGAAGAGGCUAAUGCAAAAUUUUUGCUAUAACUAUUACUUUUCAAUCCGAGCCACUUCAAUAUUUUCACUAACUAGCUACGAAAACAAUUUGCCGAUAAAUCCGUUAUUUUGCCGAUAAGAUGAUGAGGGGGUGAUAGUGGCAGUGCAUGCAGGUAGCGAUAGUGGAAGUCAAAUCAGAAUCUCUCUAUUAUAUAUAGGUGAAUAUUACUAUAAAGCAAUAUCAUGCAUGCAGCAGAGGGUGGUCAACCUGUUUCUUUGUGGUAUAGUCUACAGUGGUAUAUUUGGUGAUAAAUGGAAGACUGCAUGAGAGAGAUGACCACCAUCCUCUUGUACGCAUAAAAAUUACUGAAACAUAUACAAAUGCAUGCAUUAUUUGAAUGUUUUUUUCCACGUAGGUAUGUGGUCUUAUUUCUGCUGUGGUUUUUGUCGUUGACGCUGUAGUGCAUUUCAAAAUGUGAAGCAAGCCGACUGACACAAUAAUAUCGUCGAUCGCAUUUACAUUACAUUAUUAUUCACCAUUGACUGCAUUGUAAUGGACGAUCCUUGUCUAUAGUUUUUUUUAUGUAAUACUAGAUUUAUCCCAUAUACCGACAAUAGCACAUCCUUUUACAAAAUACAUCGUUUUGGCUAAAGAACUUGAGAAAGAUGUCGAAAAUUUAUAAAAAUUACUACUAUUUAAAAUACUCAUUAAAAAUGUAUAAACCUUGUCACCUUGUGGCAAAUCAUGUCAGCC
Paramuricea clavata is the source of this 4386-nucleotide messenger RNA. The record is from the annotation of a GenBank genome assembly. Lineage: Eukaryota; Metazoa; Cnidaria; Anthozoa; Malacalcyonacea; Plexauridae.